AUGCCUGGAGACAACGGCUUAGCCAUGAGCAGGACAGCAUCUUCCACAAGCAUCCAGGCGGCGGACCUCUCAGGGCCACCACCAACACCAGCCUUGGUUCCUCCAGCAAAGGCAAAGAGCGUAUCUCCAGCUCCCGAUGCAGCCCCAAAGCAUUUGCCAACUGAAGGAGCCGGGGCUAGAGAAGUAGAGGACGUGCUUGGUGUUGAGAAGUUCAUCAUGCAUCCCGCCAGCGUGUAUAUUGUCAUCUCAGAGCCCAAGCACCAGAGUGAGAAGUUCCACUGGGGUAUCAUUGUGGCCCGUGGUCAACAGGAAGGCAUUCUCUAUCACUGCAUCUUCGAUGGCAGCCGGUGGGAGCUGAAAAUCGAAGAGAACAAAGAUAUAUCUGCGGACAAGACCGUUAUCCUCUUGCUGAAAGUUGGAAAUGUGCCUGAAGUCUCUCGGCAAUGGAUCGAAGCUAUUCAGGAGUGCGUCACCAUUGCCAAUGUCCCCAGGACCACCGUGGGAGAUAUUUCCUGCCGAACCUUUGCCCUGGCUGCCACCUACGAGCUGGGCAAUGGCGGCUUCAUCAACUUAUACCCGAGCUGGAAUAAAUUGAAGGGCAUCGAGAGAGAGGCGUAUCAGUUUGCCUGGCAUGCCGGCAACCUCGGACGCCGUCUGGUAGUUGCUAGCCAGUGGAGUGACCUUUGACUGGAUGAUGAUGACCUUAACGAUAUAACUAUAAAGAGACCACAAUGCAGGGGCUGAUGUGCAGCAUCAACCACCUAUAUAUGACUUAUGAUAGAUAUAUAUUACCGGAGUUGCUAGAAGAGAUAAAGGGAGUUUAUAAAGGGAUGAACAAUGGCCAAACAGCUGGCUAUGGGGAUGGUGUUUUUCUUACUACUAGCUAUUCACAGUGUUAUCUAGUUUUUAGCUGCGCAGACGACUCUAUUUAUUCUUAUCUCAACGUCAGUCUAUCAACCUCACUCCAAUAACUACCAGCAGUAUCUCGCUAUCUGCACCUCCAUCCACACCUAUAUCUGCCUAUGUAUCAACCCAACUGCCUCUAUGGCUGCUCUAUAUCCUGGCUCUGCGGACUG
Molecule: messenger RNA, 1076 nt
Organism: Trichophyton rubrum CBS 118892
Lineage: Eukaryota; Fungi; Ascomycota; Eurotiomycetes; Onygenales; Arthrodermataceae
Exons: 1
Coding region: 1-687 (228 amino acids)
Source: RefSeq, a predicted model, not a curated record